AGGAUAGAAGAGUUCUUCCAACAGCGACUUCAGUGCGAGAAUGAACGCCAAUAGAACAGGUUCGAGAGAAGCUUAGCGAGGAGUGCUUCAAUACUUCUGCGCUGAAGAACAUCUGUCACAAGUUUUACAACAGUUUAUACGUAUCAUUAAGUUUCAAUCGCGUACAUCUCUUCAAAAAUAUGUUUGCGGAAGCAAGGUGACUGUGGUUUUCAAACAAAAGAAGAGUUAAGACCGCUUUACAAUCAUAACUGAAUUCAACAUGAGUUUUAAAGUAGUUUAAAUGUUAAUCGUAAACACUUCUAACGCGACAGUGCGAAACUGCGAUGUAAAUACACCGAAAUUUCAUGCUGAAUGAAAGUUAAAUAGUUCUGAAGUGUCUGUUUAAUAGUUUUAGUGGCAGAGAUCGUGAAAUAACUAACAUUCACAUUUGUAGUAAAAUUUUACGGAACGCUAUUAACAAAAUUUAUUACGGAAAGUGAAUUGCAGAAAGUGAGGAUAUCUAUACCCAGUAAUCAUCGUGUCGCCAUUUGCAAAAUAAAUUAUGAAUAUAAAAAGUUGAAAUGAUGCGAUGAAAAGACGGAAAAAAACAUUUUUCUCGCUCGUAAACAUUCAAAAAUAUUUCAUUUGAGGAUUUUAAUUACUUUGGAUAACUCAGCAAUGAAACGAAGACACACAUGUAGGCGAAUGUGUUUCGUCAUUCACAUGCAGUGUCCUUUCCUUGCUAAUGUUGUGAAGUGUGGUGAGUGAAGAAGUGACCCUAACUUCUAAGAUGGCGUCCAGUGUUGUGACGGAUGUGAUUGGUUACGAGCUCUACCGCUGGACGUUAAUGAAGGCGCUAGUGGGCCUGUUGCUUCUUCUGAUGUGUGUUGCAGGGUCGCACAGCUCGCCGCAAGAUAGCAGUGUCAGUCACGGGGAUGAAAUUGAUGCAACAUCAGUGUCACUGGAACUGGGAAGAAAGUCAGCGGUUGCUGAUGAAGUCAUAAUGAGUGGAGAAACGAUAGCAACACACACACAAACUGUAAACGAAUCGUUGAAUCUCAAUAAGGAAUUUACGACACCUGAGUUAGUCCAGUCUUCUUCUUUUCCUGUAGAUUUUACAGAAAAUAAAACGGCGAAAGACAAGGUUGAAAAUGACGGCACAGAUUUAUCGUCGUCAACACAACGACUAGCGAGAUCGAUAGACUCUAAAAUAUCGACAUCUCAGAUAUUAGACAACUCGGCAUCGACGUCCAACAAAAAGGAAUCUUCAUUGGAAUCAUCCGACAAGAACACUGAUCAUUCCUAUGCAAACGAAGUGGAUGCCAGCGUCGGUGCGAAAGCAGGGGAAUACUACAGACAUAUUCAGCCAACGAAGACCAUAUCAGUCCAACAGAAUAACAGAGCUGAGAUAAUUAGGACAACUUCGCUCGAUGGGAGAGUAUUUGAGGGACAGACACAUUCGGGGGAAGAAUAUGGGGCUCCGCGGGGGAGAUCGCUCCCCUUGUCGGGGCCCGAAACUCCGACAGUUUUUGCAGACGGAAGGAAGAGAAUGAAUGUAUCUCACAUGACGGAGGGAUCGAUGAAGACGGGGGCUGAGACACCGGGAUUACCGCCCGCCUCGUUCCGGAGCAAUUACGGCGAACGCAAGACGAAUCCGGACAUACAAGACAUCAUCACAGGCAUAGUGAAGCUCCUGAAUGGAAAUGUGAAGGUACAGGCUAACCCUAACUUGCCACCAGGUGCCAGCAGAACGAGGAUCAACAACCGCGGUCCGCCCAGAAUAACAGACGUGCCUCCACUUCCACCAGAUUUCGAUACGUCAGGUCCCCAUCCAGCACUCAGUCAUCGCCCACCUCUGCUACUGCCUCUGCAAACUUCUUCCCGUCUUCCACCGCCAUAUCCUUUUGAUCUUCCACCGGCAAUCGUCCCACUUCCGCCCCAACCGUCAGAACAUCACAGCCAUCCCGAUCACCCGUUCAUGACUGGAGUUCCUCUCCCAGAGCAGGUUGUUCCGGCGCCAAACUCAAACGGCAACAGACCUCCAGCGAACCAGGGCAUUGUUAGACCUCACAGACCGAGACCCCCGCGCCCCAGACCUUCAACAAAACCGAAUAUGAAUAACAGAAGACCUCAACCGAUACCACUGCCAGAUAUGGACCAACUGUUGCCAGCGUAUACACCGGGGGCAAACAAAAACAAACAGCCCGAAGAAGGUCACGAUAUUUCUAUAACAGUGACGGAAGAUAAGGACAGUAAGGAACACCAAUACACAACUCCCCAGGUCCCAGAGGAAGAAAUCGUCACGACGACGACAGCCUCAAAAUCACAACCAUCUCCAGUCGACGUACCAUCAAAUAUGAACGAGGAGGAUCAGGUGUCUAUCACAACAGAAGAGACAAGAGACGAAUCCGAGGAAGACCAAGCUAACCAUACCAGCGACAUAGAAAAACCAGAAUUUAACAGUUCAACAGAAGAACCGAAAAUAAUAGCAACUCUGACGUCAUCUUCAUCCACAGUAAAUGAAGCAACACAAGAUGGCUUCCCUUCACCACCUGAGUCAACGAAGAAGGAAGACACAGUCACGUUAGGCGGUCCAUCAUCCGGAGUACCAAUUCUUGAGCCAUCAGUAGGAGUGGGGGUUGCGACCCCGGUGUUAGAGUCAUCCAUGCAGGAGAUUCUGAUGCACGACUCGACAGCGUCGAUUGAAUGGGGGGGAGGCUCUCGGGUUGCUGGCACCGCAACGGCAACGCCGACUUCAGCUCUGCCGUCAAGCAAGUCGUCACUUCGUGAGGAGACAGUGUCAGGCAUUAGCCAUGCCCAGGACAAACUGAAACAGACUGCAGGUGGGUUUCCCUACUACCCUUAUCGUUCUCGGACAGGAAUUGUCCUAGACGACACAGAAUACAAACCAAUGGGUGUGUUGCACCGCCCCAUCAUCACAGCACCGCCUGCAGCGACAGGUCAUGUGGGCGAUAUAUUCGACAUCACCGUGACAGCUGUUCAGGGACCCGGAGGUGCGAACACCGGUCAGCCUUUCAUCUAUCCGGUGGAGAUUGAUGGGGUACAACUACCAGGUUCUGCAGGCAGUGACGUGUCAGUCAUUACUAAGGCAGAGGAGGGCCAGCAUUUCGUGUCAAUCGACGGGAAACGAACCUACAUUAAUCUGUUCGGCAGUAGCACAGAGCAAGAAGGUGUCGCCCCCACCAAGAUACAACAGGGAGGACACACUCCACCACCACAGGAAUCUGCAUCUACAAUUGGAACAGGGUUUGCAGUUCUGGAAACAGAAGAGCCUGCAUCCCACCAUGGAGCUGAUCAACAGCCCCCACGCAGGCCUUACAACAAACGACCGUCCCAUCCUCCAGUCAGGAUAGACAUGUGCACUGUUGGGGACGACUCCACUUGCGAUUCGGCACAGAACGAAAUGUGUCGGACAGAGCUGGGCGUCUCUUCGUGUCACUGCAGACCUGGGUACAGCCGCCGGAAGCACAGAGAGCCUUGCAGAAGAGUGGUAUCCAUACUGAUGUCACUACGAGUGGACCGUCUCUAUGACAGGAGGGUUGUGUGGGAUGGAAAACUACAGAACCCAGAAUCAGAAGAAUACAAGACACUGGAAUGGGAGUCUAGUCGAGCAAUUGAUUCUGCGAUGCAAAUGACACCGUUUUCGGAUGACUUCAUGGGUGUGCGUGUCAAUGGCCUGUACACUGUACCAGGAGGGGCAGACAUUGGUGGUGCCAAACGUGGAGCAGUUUUUGUUAACCUGACAUUGCAGUUAGAGGAGACUGUGGAGACUCUUAGGCCAGCUGUACGACAUGACAUACAGCGCCAUUUGCUGGGAGUUAUCCACAGGAGAAACAAUAAUGUGGGUCACAGUGCGCUGUGGGUCGAUAGUCCACCUGGCUCCAUAUCACACCUGCAAGAUGUGGAUGAGUGUAGUAGUCGAGAACUCCACGACUGCCACCACCAAGCCCACUGCAGCAAUGUGUUCGGUUCAUUUCGCUGCUCUUGUCCUGAGGGCUAUCGGGACCCAUGGGCUGGGAAUCCUCAUCGCAGUGGUCGUCAAUGUGAGACAUGCUCGCCUGAGCACUGCAACAGUCGCGGGGAAUGUCGUUAUGAAGCAGGACUGCCAGUCUGCCAUUGCUCCGGUAACUUCUACGGCUCACAGUGUGAAGUGGAUGGUGAAGUUCUUGGUGUGGCAGUGGGUGCUUCUGUAGCAGCAGUGAUCAUUAUUGUAUUAACAUUAGUAUGCCUCUGUAUGUGGAGCCGUCGAUGGAGUAGGGAACAGAAGACUACGGUGAAGACUCCAACUGUUGGAUCACCACCCUAUCAAGUUUCUCUAGAAGAUAGACUGCGGUGGGCUCAGAUUGCAGAUGUAAUAGUACAAGCCAACCAUUAUGCUCAGCCUGAACCUGUACCAGGGCCCACUAGACCUUCAUCGGCCAUGUUUGGCUAUCCGAGUCUCACAAUGAGCGGUACUCUACCCCAUGGAGCACCACCAGUGCCACUUCCCCGUCUGGGACUUACCAACAUGAGUCACGCCGGAGCCAUGAGUAUCCAUGGAGGACCAACACUCAGCACACUUGGGGCCCUCAGCAAUCAUGGGGCCCUAAGUUCCUACGGAAUGAGAACUCCGGAUAGAACUGUAGAGUCCACAAGUAGUGAGGAAGAAGAUAGAGCAGAUCUGCUGGGAAGGAACUUCCAUGUACCACGACCAAAAAGUAGAUCUUCUGUUGCAAAUCAGAGUGGCAUUUACUAUGACGUAGACUUUGAGCAAGAUAUAUCGAGUGGAACCUUGAAGAGUCAGCAGGCUGCUAUUCCAAUGAGUACAUACACAAUGUCCAGUAGAACCCCAUACUAUCGGCCAUGAUUCACACAGAAUUCAGUUUUACACCAGUCUUCAAACAGACCUAAUGAAACGACAGUAAAUGUUUACUGGAGAGUGUAGGAUAAUAAUAUUACCUUUAUAAAUGAAUCCCUAAGAGUUUUUGACUAGCUGAUUCAUUACACCACUAUUACUUUGGACAUGUCCCCUGUUUUUGCUCCACUAAAUAUACAGAAAAAUGUUUUAGGAGUUGACUGUACUCCCAUCUUCAGGUGAUACGUUGUUGUUAUACUGACUGACUGUAUAUUUAAAGAUGAAUGAUGGUUACAACUGAACGUGAAGCCUGUCGAAUACGAGUAUGGUGGCCUGUGCUCAGUGUUCCUGGGUUUGAAUGCAACCACUGCUACCAAACUCUUAAACAAAAUAUAAUAAAACAUGUGUCAAUAUAUUGUAAUCCAGUCACCUGAAGAUAGAAGUAGAGCCAAUUCCUAAAAUGCCAUAUAUACCCAAAACAGUGGAAAGUAUCCAAAAUAAUAUUGGUAUACAGCUUUAAGCUUUACAAUCAUAACCCAAGACUCAUGAGACUACACACUGACAACAGUGGUAAAGUACUUGUGCAUUGGAGAGCCACUUCAUGCAAGUGCAUACCACAAGCUUUGCAGUAAAACCUGAUUUUGAACCCUUAAAUAUCAAAUUAAAUUAAUUACAUUAAUAGUUCUAAGUCAGGGCCUUAUUUUCUUUUUGGCAGAACACUUAUGUAACUCUAUAGUUGUUUCUGAUAUAUCCUUUCUGUGUUUGUAUGGUAUAGAUGAGAUUCUUGAAACGGUAAGAGUAUAUUGUAUACAAUCUACUGGAUUUCUGUUAUACUUUGUGAAUAAUUUCUCAAAUGUAAUAAAUGAAAAUAUUCACUUUA
This is a messenger RNA of Zootermopsis nevadensis, 5714 nucleotides long. Lineage: Eukaryota; Metazoa; Arthropoda; Insecta; Blattodea; Termopsidae. The record is from RefSeq and is a predicted model, not a curated record.